Messenger RNA from Empidonax traillii (willow flycatcher), 797 nucleotides. RefSeq names its product complement C1q like 4 (gene C1QL4). Gene Ontology annotation, molecular function: protein binding. NCBI's taxonomy places the organism in Eukaryota, Metazoa, Chordata, Aves, Passeriformes, Tyrannidae. Bases 1 to 678 code for a protein of 225 amino acids. The transcript is spliced from 2 exons. The record is from RefSeq and is a predicted model, not a curated record.
AUGGUGCUGGUGCUGUUGGUGGCCAUCCCGCUGCUCGUGCACAGCUCCAAGGCGGCCGCGCACUACGAGAUGCUGGGGAGCUGCCGCAUGGUCUGCGACCCUUACCCCGAGCCGCCCCCCCCGGCCUCCCCGCAGCCCCCCCCGGGCCGCCGGGGUCGCGCCGGAGCGCGGGGACCCCCCGGCCCCCCCGGCCCGCGAGGGCCCCCGGGAGAGCCGGGCCGGCCGGGCCCGCCGGGCCCCCCGGGGCCAGGGCCCGGGGGGUACAUCCCGUCCUUCUACAGCCCCAAAAUCGCCUUCUACGCGGGGCUGCGGAAGCCCCACGAGGGCUACGAGGUGCUGCGGUUCGACGACGUGGUAACCAACGUGGGCAACUACUACGAGCCCUCCAGCGGCAAGUUCACCUGCCCCCUGCCCGGCAUCUACUUCUUCACCUACCACGUCCUCAUGCGCGGCGGGGACGGCACCAGUAUGUGGGCAGACCUCAUGAAGAACGGGCAGGUCCGUGCCAGCGCCAUCGCGCAGGACGCGGACCAGAACUACGACUACGCGAGUAACAGCGUCAUCCUGCACCUGGACGUGGGCGACGAGGUGUUCGUGAAGCUCGACGGGGGCAAAGUGCACGGGGGCAACACCAACAAGUACAGCACCUUCUCCGGCUUCAUCAUCUACCCCGACUGACCCCCUCCCCCGGGACGGGGAGGGGGCUCGGGGCUCUGAGACGGGGGUCCUGCCCCCCGCUGCUGUCCCUGCCCCACGACUCUCAGCCCCCCAUCAUAAAACCCAUAAAACCACUCCCC